AUGCGAGUAGUUUAUACGCUGUUAUUACUGCAGAUAUCUGCACGGUUUACCGAAAUCCAAACAUGUUGUGGAAGUGAUGAAACUACAACGAGAAGACCACGGCGAUUGGGAAGAGCUACGGCUCCACCCCCAGAGUUUAAACCUCCAGAGAAAAAACACGUGAAAAAGAACGUGGCUAAAGGAGAGAGUCGUGUGAAUUUUGUACUUUACAAUGCAGGAAUCAAAUAUAAGCAACGAGACCAUUCGAAGAACAGAGCGUCACAUAUGAAAGCGAGAUUUAACUGUGUGUUGUUCGUGGCUCAUAAUAACAAAUGUUAUGGAUUUGGCCCGCCUGAACCGGUACCUGAAGAGAGUAAAUCGGAGUCGUCUGAAUCCCCACAAAAACCCGCAAAACCAGACAAGUGCGACCCGUAUAAACCCGCAAAAAAGCAAUCCAAGAGUUGCAGAAGAAUGCUAAUUAUGGAACAUGUGAAGUCUCUACCACGAGUAGCAUAUUCCUUGGUCUCUAUUAAUUACUAGCACUCCUGUGU
Molecule: messenger RNA, 530 nt
Organism: Pectinophora gossypiella (pink bollworm)
Lineage: Eukaryota; Metazoa; Arthropoda; Insecta; Lepidoptera; Gelechiidae
Exons: 5
Coding region: 1-519 (172 amino acids)
Source: RefSeq, a predicted model, not a curated record